GAUAGUAAGCGCAUACCGUAACUCUACGAACUUGCCUUCCACCUGCACCAUAGAUCCUCUCUUAUUUUCCCUCUCAGAGCACUUCCCUCCCUCACUAUUGCAAUCUUGCUGUACCGUGAUCGCCUUUUGCCGCUAGCAUGAGCUCUCGUAUCCUCCCGAAGUUCUGGGGCUUCGCUAUAUCGGAAAGCUUCCUGCUGCGGAGAGCAGCUGCAGCGGGGCGUAUCCCUCGAGGUGGCACUAGCAGGAAACAGAAUAUCGUGAACGCCAUCGAGGGAACCCUUCGCAACCUUGAAGUGCAUGUCCGUCCGCCUGCUCAAAGCAUGCCCAUCCUGGUUCUACACCAUGAUGGAAACCGGCGCCGUAGGCUUUGGUGCGUUGCUCUUGCUACGUCACAGCCAUCGGAGGAUCUCCCACUGCCGUCGGAGCCGCCGGAGGAAAGGUACUACGAAGACUUGGCUAAGGAGUUGAAGGGGGUUGUGCCACAAUGGUAUCGAAUGCAUGAGGACUAUUAGUCUGAGGAGAAGUGGGCCAUCCUGAGGGAAGGAAUGGUCGGUCUUGUGUGCAGGACGCGGAUGCGAAGAUUGAGGUGGCCAGGGGCUUGUCCGAAUAGAUGCAGGUAACGUCCGCACCACCCAAACCAAAUGACAUAGAACAACAAAAUGUCCGACAAGGACCUGGAUAGCAGCCUGAUUAAACAACUAAACAGAAAUAUACAUUAUGUUAGCCUUAAUAAACA
Molecule: messenger RNA, 736 nt
Organism: Coniophora puteana RWD-64-598 SS2
Lineage: Eukaryota; Fungi; Basidiomycota; Agaricomycetes; Boletales; Coniophoraceae
Exons: 2
Coding region: 138-512 (124 amino acids)
Source: RefSeq, a predicted model, not a curated record